Molecule: messenger RNA, 1652 nt
Organism: Temnothorax curvispinosus
Lineage: Eukaryota; Metazoa; Arthropoda; Insecta; Hymenoptera; Formicidae
Gene: Mettl14
Product: methyltransferase-like protein 14 homolog
Exons: 5
Coding region: 385-1566 (393 amino acids)
Cellular component (GO): RNA N6-methyladenosine methyltransferase complex; nucleus
Molecular function (GO): mRNA binding
Source: RefSeq, a predicted model, not a curated record
CAUACGAGGUUAGGUUAGACACGUUCAUGUUAUCGGCGAUUUUUCAAAGUUUCUGCAAUCGAACAAAGUAUCGGAGGAAGACGCGGGGUAAGAAGAAAAAGCGGACGCCCUGCCGUGUUCUGAAGAGAACGGCUAAAAGAAGAAAAAGGAUAAAUUGAGAAUGAGAUCUCUCUCUCUCGUUGAUCUCAGACGAGACGGCGCCGUGUAAAUAACAACCGAGUUCGCAUCAAGGUAAAUUCUUCUUCGCGAGUAACGCGAAUCACGUUUUGCCGGUUCGUCGCUCUUCAGCUUCGCUUCCUGGUGCCGGUGAUGGUGAUUCCGCGAGGCGAGACGAGACGCGAGAACUCCCCGGACAUGGUCUCACUCACGACGACGUGAACGAGGAUGCAAACGAUGCUGCAGGCUCGUUGGGAACGCUCUCAGAAACGCAAGAAGCUCCUGGCUCAGACGCUGGGAGUCUCGAGCGUGGAUGAACUGCGACAGAUUCUGGGAACGGACGUGGAGGAUACGCAGAAGAAGAGAGGCAGACUGUCCAAUGACAAGUCUGACGGCGCAGUCAAGGAUUUGAAGGACGACGUUGCUCCAACGGACGAGAUUGUAUAUAAGGAUUCCUCGACGUUCCUGAAGGGAACGCAAUCGUCGAAUCCGCACAAUGACUACUGUCAACAUUUUAUCGACACUGGCCAACGGCCACAGAAUUUUAUCAGAGACGUGGGUCUAGCGGAUAGAUUCGAAGAGUACCCGAAACUACGCGAGCUGAUCAAGCUGAAGGACGAUUUAAUCGCGGAGACCGCGACCCCACCAAUGUAUCUAAAAACAGACCUGCUGUCGUAUAACCUGAAAGAGCUCAAUUGUAAAUUUGAUGUCAUUCUUAUAGAGCCACCUCUGGAAGAAUAUCAGAGAACGUGCGGCGCAACCAAUGUGCAACUUUGGAACUGGGAUCAAAUAAUGGAGUUGGAUAUCGGUGAGGUGGCCGCCAAUCGUAGCUUCGUAUUUUUAUGGUGCGGUAGUAGCGAUGGAUUAGACAUGGGAAGAUUUUGUCUGCGUAAGUGGGGUUUCCGUCGUUGCGAGGAUAUUUGUUGGAUCCGCACGAACAUCAAUAAUCCGGGUCACAGCAAAAACCUAGACAGUAAGGCAGUGCUGCAGAGAACGAAGGAGCACUGUCUUAUGGGUAUUAAAGGAACGGUACGACGCUCCACCGAUGGCGACUUUAUUCAUGCCAAUGUCGACAUCGAUCUCAUUAUAUCUGAAGAACCCGAUUACGGAUCCAUCGAGAAACCCGUAGAGAUUUUUCACAUCAUCGAGCACUUCUGCCUCGGCCGAAGAAGGUUGCAUCUCUUUGGUCGUGAUAGCACCAUUAGACCUGGUUGGCUCACCGUCGGUCCGGAACUAACGAACACUAAUUUCAAUGCGGACCUGUACCAAAGUUACUUCGCCAAUGGUCAGAUCACUACCGGCUGUACCGAAAGGAUAGAAGCGCUCAGACCGAAGUCGCCGCCACCAAAGGGAAAAGUAUCCGGCCGAGGAAGAGGAGGCUUUAAUCGUGGCAGAGGCAGAGGGAGAUAAAUAAAUCAGAUUCCUGCGUUGUAUGUCUUUCGAACAUUAUUACAAUAGAUGUAAGAAAUCUGAAAAUAUAAAUACAUAAAUAAUUA